Messenger RNA from Chaetomium globosum CBS 148.51, 1854 nucleotides. RefSeq lists its product as uncharacterized. The record is from RefSeq and is a predicted model, not a curated record. Bases 1 to 1854 code for a protein of 617 amino acids. Lineage: Eukaryota; Fungi; Ascomycota; Sordariomycetes; Sordariales; Chaetomiaceae. The transcript has 4 exons.
AUGUCUCUUGGCUCGCCUUGGCUGCAGCUGCCCCAGUCCACAUGCUCCAGAGUGCGAUAUGUGGUUGUCGGUGGCGCGAAUCGAGACCGGACGCAGCCUGGACCAGCCAACCGUACUACGGCACCGAAGGAUCUCGCCAGGCCGACUCCAGAAGGCAUCUUCCUUACCAUCUACAAGACCAAGCACGGGCGGGAACAGGAGGAUACCGAGCCGAUACAGCAGUACGCACUUAGUUCGAUUGCCGAUUGCCAACUCCAGUUGAUGGCGCACCGCAAGCAGGGCCCAGUUCUCCCGACAAUGGUCCUCAAUGUUUUGCCAGAUCCGACGUUGGACAAGGCCCGGAAGCGGCGGUCGAGCAGGACUGCCGGGUUCGCAGCUCCGAGGGAGACAGGACCGACCACCUUGUUGUUUCGCCCUGGAGACGAGCUACAGAAUCUUCAAGAGUGGGCGCGCUUCAUCCAGCAACACAUCCAGCCACAUAUCCCGGACAGAACCCCCAUGAGCCCGCUGACACCAGCGUCGCCGACUUUCGUCAACCCGUUCGCGCCUCGAUCAAGGGAGCCCAGCGACAUGCAGCCGAGGCCCGGGCAGUGGGAAUGGUUCUCGACCAGGACCAGCGUCAUGACCCAGCCUCACAUGGGUUUCCACAACUACACCACAAUGGCCCCUGCCGACCUCCCGUCUCCGGCGACCACAGUCGGGGAAUAUCAGGGCGAGUUUAUUGAGGGAUGGACGUCAGCUCAGGGCAGGUCAUCGGCUCUCAGCUCUCCCAUCCGGGGCCGCGGAAGUGUCAGCUCACAGGUCCCGACUUCGCUACCGCCAAUACCUGAUUCCACUUCCACGCCAGGGCCGCGUGAAACGAUCCUCGACAGGGCUUUCCAGCUGCGCUGCAUACCUGGCUCCGAACGCGAAGUUCCCGGGGAGGAGAAGUUGAGUUCACUGGCCCGAUUCGAGGCCUUGAUGCGGGAGGUGGAUGAGAAGAGGAGGCAACGGGAAGACGAAGAGGCGAAGGCAAGGCCGAUGACUGCGGCAGGUUUGUUGGCCAGAACAUCGGGUCCCGAACCUAGGAGCGCAUUCGACGAAGACGACUCAGAUUCGGAUUCAGACUCAGAACAAGACUCGGAUGACGAUGACGACGAUAGUGAUGGGAUCGCAAGGGAAACGGACCUUGAGGACCAGUUUUCGUCAUCGAAUUCAGCCCAACGAGCCUUGGAUUUUAUCACGGGGAGGUACGACCCCACGGUACGGCACCAACUAGCGUCGCGAGGCCAUGGCAUCAGGUCUCCGCCGAGCUAUAACCACGACGCCUUCAUGGCAUUGUCAAGCGCCGCAUCCUCUCAAACGCGGCCUCAGACAGGGUAUUCAAACAACCGAAACCGGCCGGGAAUGACACAACGAACCCACAGCCAGCCGCACCUCGCGAGCAUAUUGGCGUCGUCUACACCCCUAGACGCGCCAAGGGAGUCCGAGGAGGGGACGGGGUUCAGCUUCACCCCAGGCUCCCCUUCGGCUGUCCACCGCACCUCUGCUGAAAAGCGGCAGUCGUCGUCGAGCGCCAAGGGCCUCGGAUUUACCGAAUUUACGAGGCGGCUAAGUAGCACAAGCAGUUUGCUCCUCAUGCAGACAAAUGCCAGCGGUGCCGCCAGCAGCCGGGCGAGCAACAGCGACAUGGACAUGCAGCAGUGCCCACAGUCGCCACCCCAGCACCUACACCACCUCCAUCCCAGAGCUGGCCCACCGGCGGCGCAGCAGCACCAGCCCCCGCAGUCUCCCCCGCCACUAGGCGAGCGUGAGCGCUGCGGCUGGCGGGGCAGCGUGGGUGUAUUUGGGGGCGGCGAUGGCAGCUUCCUGUGA